UUAGAUUUAAGUCAAUAUUGCAAAUUGCAAAAUCUUAAAAAAUUAAACUUAUCGAUAUGUCAAAUAAGCUCAACGAAAAAUUUAUCAAAUCUAAAAUCUCUAACUCAACUAAACCUAUCAAAUAACAUCAUUCACAAAAUCGAGGACUUAUCACAUUUAAUAAAUUUGAAAAAUUUAAAUCUAAGUUGGAAUGAACUCACUGAAGUUGAAAAUUUAUCAAAUUUCAAAUAUUUAACAAAAUUAAACUUAUCCUGGAAUAAAAUCUAUCAAAUUGAAACAUUAUCAAGCCUAGCGAACUUAAAAGUCUUAGAUUUAUCAAGAAAUAACAUUAGCUCUACAAAAUUUUUGAUCGAUUUAAUAAAUUUAGAAUAUUUAAAUUUAUCACAUAAUAUAAUCGAUGAAAUAAUCAAACUAUCAAAUUUAUUAUCGUUAAAAAAUUUAGAUUUAUCAUAUAAUGAAAUUACAGUUUUGAAAAAUUUAUCAGAUUUAUCAAACUUAGAAUGUUUAUAUAUAUCAUUUAAUAAAAUUAGCAAGAUUGAAGGCCUACAAAAUUUAAACCGUUUAAAAACAUUAGAUUUAACAUAUAACAAAAUUAAUAAAAUUGAAAAUUUAUCAAAUCUAAUAAACCUAAAAGAACUAAUGUUGUAUUUUAAUAAAAUCAAAAAAAUUGAAAAUAUAUCAAAGUUGGUUAAUUUACAAUAUUUGAAUUUGGGACAUAACGAAAUUAGUGAAAUUGAAAACUUGACCAGU
This is a messenger RNA of Ascoidea rubescens DSM 1968, 750 nucleotides long. Its product is annotated as L domain-like protein. NCBI's taxonomy places the organism in Eukaryota, Fungi, Ascomycota, Saccharomycetes, Ascoideales, Ascoideaceae. The annotation marks the transcript as partial. The record is from RefSeq and is a predicted model, not a curated record. The transcript has a single exon. Gene Ontology annotation, molecular function: protein binding.